CCUGUGACGCGAGGAAAUUUUAAACUCUCGUCCUUCUCAGUGAUGGCGGCUUCGUUUCGUUCUCUCCCUUCAAACUGUAACAACAAAUGGUACUACUCCCGGCAGCAGAUCGACAACAACCCCUCUCGGCGAGCUGGACUUGACCCGGACAAGGAGCUGUCCUACAGACAACAGGCGGCCAACCUCCUCCAGGACAUGGGCCAGCGGCUCAAUGUAUCCCAACUAACUAUUAAUACAGCUAUUGUGUACAUGCACCGGUUUUACAUGGUCCAGUCAUUUACAAGGUUUCACAGAAACGUUAUUGCUCCAGCCGCUCUUUUCCUCGCCGCGAAGGUUGAGGAGCAGCCCCGAAAGUUGGAGCAUGUAAUCAAGGUGGCACAUGCAUGUUUAAACCCUCAGGAGCCUUCACCGGACGUGCGCAGCGAUGCUUACCUGCAACAAGCCCAAGACCUGGUCAUUCUUGAGAGCAUAAUUCUCCAGACCCUGGCUUUUGAAAUCACCAUCGAUCAUCCUCACACUCAGGUUGUCAAGUGCACUCAGCUCGUGAGAGGUAUUCCAGCCAGUAAGGAUCUGGCCCAAACAUCAUACUUUAUGGCCACCAACAGUCUGCACUUGACCACGUUCUGCCUGCAGUACAGUCCACCCGUCGUUGCCUGCGUGUGCAUCCAUCUGGCCUGCAAGUGGUCCAACUGGGAAAUCCCCGUCUCCACCGACGGGAAGCACUGGUGGGAGUAUGUUGACCCCACGGUUACCCUGGAGCUGCUGGACGAGCUCACCCACGAGUUUCUUCAAAUCUUGGAGAAAACGCCGAGUCGACUCAAACGAAUUCGAAACUGGAAGGCUGGAGGUCAGACGCCAAAAGUCAAGCCAAAGGUCCAGGAGGACGGUGACCAAAGGGACACCAUGAUCAACAUGAUCUCCAUGGUCUCUCCUGAGAGCACCGUGGCGGGUCUGAUGAGCCUCUCUGCUCCGCCGUCGGCCUCCUCUUCCUCGUCUGUGGGUGACAAGGAGCGGGCGGAACCGGGCAGCGCUGCGACGUGGAGCGGAAAAGGUCCGGUUGGGACCGAGGCGCCGCCCAGCCACGAGGUCCACGCCCCCGCCAAGGUGUCGCUGAGCGAGUACCGGGCCAAGAACGCUGACGUCCUGGCCGCCCAAAAGAGGAAGCUGGAGAACAUGGAGGCCAGCGUGAAAAGGGAAUACGCCAACGCGGCUCAGGCUCUGAUUGGUCAGCACAGGAAGCAUCAUCACCAGCAGUCCAGCUCCUCCACGUCGUCCGACCUCAACCCCUCGCCCAUUAUCCUCAAAAUCCCCCUGGAGAAGGAGCGGACCGACAAACAUCUGAAAAUGCGUUUUCCGAUGCACGGCGGCGGCGACAAAGGCCAGGAUCCGGACAUUAAAGUCAAAAUACGGGUGCCGGAGAAGUCUAGGGGGGCUUCUGGGGAGGAGGGCAAAGUCAGGGACAAACACAGGGACCGGUCCAACCAUCAUCAUCAUCACCACCAAAAUCACCACCACCAUCAUUCCUCCUCCGGCGCCGCCUCGCUGUCCUCACACAAACACUCGUCCGGCUCCAGUGGCUCGCUGGGGGGCAGCAAAAAAGUCCCCGGCGAUUCCUCCAGGUCCAGUUCUUCUUCCUCUUCCAGCUCCCGAAAGAGGACGCAUUCCCAGGACCCGCUGGCAGGCUCCCACCCCGCCUCCAAGGUCAGCAAGAGCUCCAGGAACCCCUACCAGCUGCCAGCCCUGUCUUCCUCAUCGGGACAAACUCUGGGUCACGGUUCCGACGUUCUGCCUUCCCUGGGCCUCUCCCACCACCCGGGGGCUUUCUCCCACUCAAAGGGGGACAAGAUGGACACCAAUGGGCACGGGUCGGCGGGCGGGGCCCAGUCCAACGAGUACCAGGACACGUUUGAAAUGCUGAACUCGCUGCUGAGCGCGCAGGGCGUCCAGCCGACUCAGCCGUCCAUGUUCGACUACCGGUCCCAGUACCCGGACUACCGGUUCCCCGGGGGCUCCAGGGGGAGCAACCCCAGACCCCCGCCCCUGCCUUCAGAACCGCCGCCCCCUCUGCCACCGCUACCCAAAUGAGUUUCUGACCAGGAGACUGUUUAUCUUUAUGAUUCUUUCUUUUUUUUUACUUGAAAUCACAUGCAUCCGUCUUGUCAUGUAAAAGUGUUGUAAAGGAUUUUAGAUUUUUUUUAUUAUUAUUAUUACUUUAUUCACCCAGCAUUGUUUUUUUUUUUUUUUAACGUAUGUUUCAGGGUGACAGCAGAGAAAUGUAAUAAUGCGGUUUGAGUUUUUUUUUCUCCAAUUAACGUCAGGCAAUAAUGAAUUUUAAAGCCUUGCAAACGUGAAAGAACAAAGAUAAUUUUAUGUUUUCCUCUUCUGCUCAAUUCCAAGGAAAUGUGACGAUAGGACGGAGUUCAUGUCGAUGAACUACUUCACACUGCCAUCAACUAUCUUUUAGCCCUUUUUAUACUGUUUUUUUUAUAGUAUGUUAUUUAUUGAGUGCUUUAAAAAGAAAAAAACAGAAAAAUAAGUCGACCUCUUUAAGGAUCCCUCCUGUAUGCGCAGGGCGAGACGUUUUCAUCACGACUGUACAGGCGAGUUUGAGAGUGCAUGUCAACAAAGCCAUGUUUUUAAAUGUUUCCUUUUUUUAUUUUUAUUUUUUAAAAAGGAAAAAAAAAAAACCUUCAGCCUCCAUACCGUGGCGCUGUUUUAUUUGUAUGAAGAUUGUAUCGUGGAAUCAUUUUCUUUAUUUUGUUACUGAAAACGACAAAAAAACAACAAAGAAAUGUAAAGUAAUGAAGCUUGUACUGUUUAGUUUUUAAGUGUUGCAGUCAUUGUUUUAAAUGGUUGUAAAAUGUUCAUAUUCAGUUAUUUGGUAAAUACACUAGCUUCAUACAGUGGGCAGACGCCUCUUCAGAAGGUUUAAUCAUAUCUAGCCAGUAUGUUCAUUAUGAAGGACAGACAGACGUGUAUUAUCAUCUUUGAUGGAUUUAUUAGGGUGUUUAAAUGUAUAAUCCCUCAUGUUAACACUGUUCUGUUUUACUCACGUUAAAGUUGGCUUUUGGCUUUCGACAUGCAGAUUUUAUUAACCUUGAGCGUGUUCUUUUAAAUCCAUCCAAAAAUGACCACUUUUGACAAUAGUCUUGGCACGUCCUCCAUAGCUACAGUCCUAGAUGAGCGUACCUCCAUCCCACAAUCUUGAACAUGUAGCCCCCUCAGAGAAUGUUUAAAUUUAUGCUUUAGCAGAUAUACUAUUUGUUGGCUGUACAUUUCAUUCACAUAAAGCUUUAUAUGGGUUUGAUUGUGAUAUUACUGCUCUUAACCUGCUUCUUUUUUCAUCAGUUUUUAUGUAAAAAAUGUUUAAAGCGGAUUUUGAUAAGGCAGUACAAUAAAUCAGCCAUGCAAUUGUAUUUCAUUCCCCUCAUAAAUGAUAAAUAUGCUGGAAAAGAGACUUUUUCUGGGGGCUUUUAGUUGUCACAGGGAAAUGGUGAAUGCACUGAAUAUUUAUCUUUGUAGGUGAGCCUACAAUUAAAUUGAUGAAGUGUUACAUGUAUAAUGGUAAAACUACUAGAGUAGAUUUCCAAUAUAUUGUCAUUUUUAGAACAAAUUAUCUAAUUGGGACAAAAGUUUCAGUUUAAGUAUUAUGCUGUGAGAAUAAGGACUUUUUGAAAGACCAUAUAUAAAGUGAAUGGAAGACACUCAUGCAACCUAACAAUGCAAAAAAAAAAAAAUCACAUUUACAAAA
Molecule: messenger RNA, 3751 nt
Organism: Fundulus heteroclitus (mummichog)
Lineage: Eukaryota; Metazoa; Chordata; Actinopteri; Cyprinodontiformes; Fundulidae
Gene: ccnt1
Product: cyclin T1
Exons: 9
Coding region: 43-2085 (680 amino acids)
Biological process (GO): regulation of transcription by RNA polymerase II; positive regulation of DNA-templated transcription, elongation
Cellular component (GO): nucleus; cyclin/CDK positive transcription elongation factor complex
Molecular function (GO): cyclin-dependent protein serine/threonine kinase activator activity
Source: RefSeq, a predicted model, not a curated record